AUGUACGCUGCGAUGAGACAUCUCCUCAAUGCGGCAGAGAGCGGCAAGCGAUGCUCCUACUUAGGCAAAGCAGUGAACACAUUCGAGAGACAAUCAGACGACACAUCACCGAGUUCUCUGGUCGACGAAAGUAAAUUUGAGGUCAUCCAAUCUGUCCCAUUGUCGCAGAAAAUUUCGAGUAGUGAAGCGUGUCUUCUAGAGCAUGCGCUUAAACUAUCGAAGAAUGAGUAUGCUGUAUGGGGUGGAAUCUUACCAAUGUUAGACAAUCCUGGCGCUGUUACGUUGUUGAACUCUAACAUGGCUCACAGAUGCCUUGAAAUAGCUCCGCCGGAAGCAUUUGGGCAGUACUCUUUGCUGGGGUUUUCUGCGUCUCACCUUGGCUGGGAAAAUGGGGGAAAGGCUGCAGCCAUAGCUCGACACUAUCAAGCACUGGCUUAUUCUGGAUUACAAGGUAUUGAAGUCGUUUCAAGCGAGAACUCAGAAGUUGUCCUAGCAGCUACGACUCUUUUACUUUGGCAAGCUCCGAACAG
This is a messenger RNA of Exophiala oligosperma, 530 nucleotides long. RefSeq lists its product as uncharacterized. The record is from RefSeq and is a predicted model, not a curated record. The transcript has a single exon. NCBI's taxonomy places the organism in Eukaryota, Fungi, Ascomycota, Eurotiomycetes, Chaetothyriales, Herpotrichiellaceae. The annotation marks the transcript as partial.